GUGCCCUCGGCCCUGUCUCUGGCAGAGGCAACAUGGCGGCUCCCGUAGGCCGUAGUUUAAAGAUUUGAAUUCCUGUACUUGGUGCAUCCAUGACUAUGGCGUCUCCGGCUUUGUGCGACUCGCGUGGGAGCCCAGACCAACUCUCUGGAGGCCCCUCUUUACAAGAAGAAGAUGAGGACUGUAAUGGUGAAGAUCGAGUCAGCGACUCGGGUUCAUACACCUCAGCGAGUAGUGAUUAUGAUGAUCUGGAACCUGAAUGGCUAGAUAGUGUACAGAAAAAUGGAGAGCUGUUUUAUUUGGAAUUGAGUGAGGAAGAAGAAAGCCGCCUUCCUGUAAUACCACCGACUGUGAACCAUGUCAGAUUCAGUGAAAAUGAAAUUAUCAUUGAAGAGGAUGAUUACAAAGAAAGAAAAAAAUAUGAACCCAAACUCAAGCGGUUUACCAAAAUUUUAAGAAGCAAAAGACUUUUACCUAAGCGCUACAAUAAAAAAAAUAGCAAUGAUAAUGGGCCAAUAUCCAUUCUAAAACAUCAGUGUAAUCAGAAAACAGGGGUCAUUGUCCACCAGCUGUACAAAGACGUAAGUGUGUAUGUAAACCCCAAAAAGCUAACUGUCACCAAACCCAAGCAGCAGCUCAAACUUCUGGAAGUGCUGGUUGGAAUUAUCCAUCAGACCAAGUGGAGCUGGAGAAGAACUGGAAAGCAGGGCGAUGGAGAGAGGCUUGUGGUCCAUGGCCUGUUGCCAGGAGGAUCUGCCAUGAAGAGCGGUCAGAUACUGAUUGGUGAUGUACUUGUUGCCGUAAAUGAUGUUGAUGUCACCUCUGAAAACAUAGAAAGAGUUUUGUCUUGCAUUCCUGGACCUAUGCAGGUGAAACUGACAUUUGAAAAUGCAUAUGCUGUGAAAAAGGAAACAACCCAACCAAGAAAGAAAAAGGCACAGUUGAACACAAAUGAUUUAGUCAAACUUCUAUGGGAAGAAGAGGCUGAAGGCACCCAGCAGAAUAUCCUUAAUGCUCCUCAUAUCAUCAUGUAUCUCACACUACAGCUCGACUCAGAAACAUCAAAGGAAGAGCAAGAAAUUCUUUAUCAUUAUCCAAUGUCUGAAGCAUCUCAGAAACUUAAAAGUGUGAGAGGGAUUUUUCUCACACUCAGUGACAUGCUGGAAAAUAUAACGGGGACACAAAUUACUAGCUCAUCCCUCUUUUUAAAUGGAAAACAAAUUCAUGUAGCUUAUUUGAAAGAAUCUGAGAAGUUGUUGCUAAUUGGCCUGCCUGCUGAAAAAGUUCCUCUUCCUCAACUAAGGAAUAUGAUACGAGAUAUUGCCCAAACCUUAAAAUUUAUGUAUGGUUCUUUAGAUAGUGCCUUUUGCCAGGUUGAGAAUGUUCCCCGUUUGGAUCAUUUUUUCAACUUGUUCUUUCAAAGAGCACUUCAGCCUGCUAAACUACAUUCCAGCGCCAGUCCCACUGUUCAACAGUAUGAUGCCGCCAGUGCAGUACUCUUAGACAAUCUCCCUGCAGUUCGGUGGCUCACACUUCCACAGGAAAUCAAGAUGGAAUUAGACACAGCAUUAAGUGACUUGGAGGCUGCAGAUUUUGCAGAACUGUCUGAAGAUUACUAUGACAUGAGACGGCUAUAUACAAUUUUGGGGUCUUCUCUAUUUUACAAGGGCUACUUGAUAUGCAGUCAUUUGCCUAAGGAUGACCUUAUUGAGAUUGCUCUUUACUGUCGCUACUACGGGCUGCUGCCUUUAGCAGCAAAACAGAGAAUUGGUCAGUUGAUAAUAUGGAGAGAAGUGUUUCCUCAUCAUCACCUCCAACCUUCCUCAUCCUCAAACACUGAAGUCUUUCAGGAACCUGAAGGGAGAUAUUUUUUGCUAAUUGUCGGAUUGAGACAUUAUAUGUUAUGUGUACUAUUAGAAGCUGGAGGCUGUGCAUCCAAAGCUAUUGGGAAUCCUGGCCCAGACUGUAUAUAUGUGGAUCAAGUCAGAACUACUCUUCACCAGCUAGAAGGGACAGAUUCCCGCAUAGAUGAGCGGCUAACAUCUUCUCCAAGUCCCUGUUUGUCCUGUGCUGACUGGUUCCUUGCCGGGCCACGUGAAAAAACAGAUGGUUUAGCCACUUCACCUAUCCUUAGUAGGCUACAAGGUACUUCCAAAGCUGCAACUUCUCCAACAUGCAGAAGAACCCUUUUUGGUGACUAUUCCUUAAAGACACGGAAGCCUAGUCCCUCCCGAAGUAGUGGAGGAUCUGACAAUGGUUGUGAAGCUAUAAAAGGUGUUGGCCUUAGCCCCCACCCUACACCGGAUGCAAUACGGAAGCAGAGAGAAUCUCAGGGCUCUGAUGGUUCAGAAGAAAGUGGAGCCUUGCUUAAGGGUACUAAAAAGAAGUCUACUCUUCCAAAUCCAUUUCAUUUGGGAAAUUCAAAAAAGGAUCUUUCAGAAAAAGAAUUAGAAAUAUAUAACACAAUGAAAUUGACAUCUGGUCCUGAGAACACACUUUUCCACUAUGUUGCCUUAGAAACAGUACAAGGAAUCUUCAUUACACCUACCCAUGAAGAGGUGGCACAGCUAGGUGGCUCUGUGCACUCUCAACUAAUAAAGAAUUUCCAUCAGUGUUGUCUUUCUAUUCGUGCGCUUUUCCAAAAGACAUUGGUAGAAGAGGAAAAGAAAGCACUAAAUGGCACAGAUCAUUUGGAGUCUACAAAUUCAGCGUCUUCUUUGAAUCCUGUGAAAGAACAUGGUGUGUUAUUUGAAUACUCACUUGAAAACUGGACUGAUCAGAAAAAAACACCACCAGUUAUGGCUUACUGGGUAGUAGGGAGACUCUUUCUUCAUCCAAAACCUCAGGAACUUUAUGUCUGUUUUCAUGACUCAGUCACAGAAAUUGCCAUUGAAAUGGCUUUUAAAUUAUUCUUUGGAUUAACGUUGUAGUUGUGUUUUUAUGAUAUAUAGCGACACAUGCAUGGAUCAUAGAAUAGUGUUAGAAUUGCUGAAAUUGAUAUACAGAGAAAAGGUUUAGUUUUUCACUAUUCAUUAUUGGAUAUUAUUUUGUUAAAUAUUAAGAUGAAGUGCUGUUGCAUUUGAUGCAUCAAAUCUUACUGUGAGAUGAUCAAAAUAUGAAGGGAUUAUUUAUUGCUAUCUUGGUACAUAAUGUUAAUUUAUUGUCUAAUUUGAAGUAAUGUGAAGUGUUUCAUAUAAAAUAUAUAGUGGACAUAUUUAUUAUGGGGACAUACCCAAUUUGUUGUUUAUUUUUCUCAAAACUAAUUGAUAUCUGUUGAAAGAAUCAUGAUUUUGGGAGGAGGUGACCAGGUUCUGUACUUAAUCAGUGUGGUGACAUGAGCAAGUAUUUGUUUUUUUCUGAGCUCAGAGUUUUCAGGUGCCAGUAACGUUAUUGCCUUGAGGUUUUGAAAAUCCUCUUAAGUAAAAUCUGCUGUUGUGUUGUGUUUUGUUUUUCUUGCCUAGUGGUCAGUACCUAAAUUUGUAAUGUCCAAGUACUGAUUUCCUAGCAGAUCAAAUUCAUUAAAGUAUUUCAAUAGAUACCUCAGCUGCAGGGGAGGAUGGGAAAGAUGAAAAGUAAACUUUUUAUUUAUUUGAUUCUGUUUGCUCUUUUAAGUAAGCUCCAUUUUUACUAGGAUGUAUUUUUUAAAUUGUUAACUUCCAUUGUUGUUUCUUUUUGUUGAAGUACAUUCAGGUAGACACAUGUAUUUUAGACGGUUCAUGAGUUUUGGGAAGGUUGUACAUGAAUCUUUUAAAAACACAAUUGUUCUUUGGUAAAAUACUAAGUUUUAUCUUAUAAAUACAGAUCAUUAUGUAUAGGGUUUUUCUAAAGGGGGAGUACUUUAAUGAAUAAUAGUUUAUUUCACCUUUAAUAGAAAAAAAUCUGUUGAAAAUUUUCUUUGGCUCUGAGAAUUUGGUAGAUAAGAGAAAGGAAGAAUAAAACAAAUACUGCAUUUUUAAUUGAUAGUCACCCAGUGGAUCCUCCUGCAGACUCAUAUUCCCUCAAAACUUUUCAAUACUGGGUUGUUUAUUCCUUCGAUUCUGGGUUGUUUGUUGAAAGAUAAAUUAUACCAGCCAAUCUAAAAUCAUUCUCCACAUUUCCCCCUCACAAGAGACCACUAGCUUGAACUAACUGCAAGACAUAGUAGAUGCAACACUUGAGUCGCUUGGUCUUAGAAGCAGUGUUAUCCCUCUGUCAUCAGUUUAAGAGAUUGUCACCCAGUUGUUUAAGAUGUAAACCACAGCACAUUUAUUUCAUUAGAGACUUGUGGGCCUUUAUUUUGGCAUCCAAGUCAGGAUAAGAAACUUUAGUUUUUGAACUAUUAUAGAUAUAUAUCUUGAAGUAUUUUUCCCUUAAGAUCACAAUAUUGAAUAAGUGGUAGACUACUGUCUUAUGUGUGCAUAUAUUUGUAUUAAGGUACUUUGUUUAAAUAUAUUUAUUAAAUGUCUUAAAAUUCUGGAUAUGGCCCCCAAAACACCAUGAACUACUUCUAAUACUAAUAAUUAUUAAACGUAACUGUUGAGCACCUCAGGUUUUCACUGACAGAAUUAAGACUUGGAAUCUUAAUAUAGGGAACUUUGUGCUUCAUUUAAUAGUUUGAUCUGCUGAUACUUUCCUGGCAUCAAAGAAUCAUGAGUCCUCUCCUUAGUGAAUAAAAUAAAAUGCAAAGUAGACUGAUGAUCUUAACAAAAGGAAGAUCAUUUGCUAUAUUGUAUAUAUGUACUGUAAUUUCCAUGUUCCAGAGGCAGUGCUUUUGGGAGAGGGUGAAGAACCUGGGGCCUUCUCAUUGAGCUACAUACCAGCCUUAAUUUUUUUUUUUCUUUUUUUAGACAGGGUCUAGUUAAGUUGCUAAGUUGCCCAGGCUGAGUUUGAAUUUGUGAUCCUUCUACCUCACCCUUUCAGAGUGCUGGGAUUACAGGCAUGUACCACCACAUCUAGCUGGCAUUGCAUUCUUUUUUUUUUUUUUUUGCAUUCAUAAAAAGUAAAACUAGGGCCAGGGAUUUAGCUCAGUGGUUACGCCGCCUGUCUUGCAAGCGCAAGGACCGGAGUUCAAUCCCCAGUACCAACAAAAAAAAAGUAAAACUAAACAUCUUGCUUUUCAUCUCUAAAUGAACACUGAAGAUAGCAUUAAGUAAAUUUAGCUGACCACUUUUCCAAAUAUGUUGAAAUUUACAUCUGAAAGUAUAUAAAUCUUAUUAUUGGAUAAUAAAGUAGCUAUUUAUUACUUUACAAAGUAUUUAGGGGAAUAGUAAUAGUGCAGAUACCCCAGGGACAUUACUUAGCAGAAAAUAAAAAUGCAUUUUAUUAGCAUCCUUUUAAUUUUCUCUCCCACCAAAGACUAUUUGAAAAAAUAUGUAUAACUAGCAUUUUUUAAUAUCAAGUACUAUCAAAUAUUUUUUAGCCUUAGAGAAUUACGUUAGACUGUAUAUUUUUCUCUCCUUCCUUCUCUUUUUCUCUUCCCCUUUCUUUGUUUAGGUUUUGUUUUUGUCAUGUCAGAGAACUCUAUAGCAAGGGAAUAUUUCUUACUUGUGCCAAGGGACUAUUGAUGAUGAUGUAUACUGACAUGAUAGUAAUUUUGUAGUACCUGCCUUUUUAUAUUUCUAAUUUAAAUGAAGAAAGCUGUAAGACCAAUUUACUAGAUUUGUCUUCUUUGAACAUUAUUUUUUGUUUGUUGUAUUCUAAUGACUGGUACAUAUUAUGUGCUAUAAAAGUGUUAGCUAUUACUCUUAUUUAUUAAUAUACAUUGGUUGAAAACCAAAGGAGUCAGCUAAACCAUAUCUGCUGCUGUAUACUGUGUUGGAAAGAAACUGAGAAAUAAUAUUCAUCACUAACCAGUUUUGAGAACAAAGAUUUGAAUAUUUUAAAACAUUAAGUGGUAUUAAACCUUUAAUCUGUAUGUACCUAACUGUAUGCAAUAAUUUAAUUUUGUAGAAUUUUAUUUCUAUAUUCUUUAUAAUUAAAGCUAUUUUUAUACUGUGUUGAUAGUUUUAAAUAAAACAGUUUGUAGGCUUGUC
This is a messenger RNA of Heterocephalus glaber (naked mole-rat), 6008 nucleotides long. RefSeq names its product inturned planar cell polarity protein (gene Intu). Gene Ontology annotation, molecular function: protein binding. Gene Ontology annotation, cellular component: cytoplasm; cilium. Lineage: Eukaryota; Metazoa; Chordata; Mammalia; Rodentia; Bathyergidae. Gene Ontology annotation, biological process: nervous system development; cilium assembly; vesicle-mediated transport. The record is from RefSeq and is a predicted model, not a curated record.